AUGUGUUUCAUCUUCCUGUGUCUCACCUUCGUGUGCCUCACCUUCGUGUGCCUCACCUUCGCGUGUCUCAUCUUCGUAUGCCUCAACUUCGUAUGUCUCACCUUCGUGUGUCUCACCUUCAUGUGCCUGACCUUCGUGUGCCUCACCUUCGUGUGUCUCACCUUCGUGUGCCUCAACUUCGUUUGCCUCACCUUCGUGUGUCUCACCUUCGUUUGCCUAACCUUCGUGAGCCUCACCUUCGUAGGCCUCACCUUCGCGUGUCUCAUCUUCGUAUGCCUCAACUUCGUAUGUCUCACCUUCGUGUGUCUCACCUUCAUGUGCCUGACCUUCGUGUGCCUCACCUUCGUGUGUCUCACCUUCGUGUGCCUCAACUUCGUUUGCCUCACCUUCGUGUGUCUCACCUUCGUUUGCCUAACCUUCGUGUGCCUCACCUUCGUUAGCCUCAACUUCGUGUGUCAUACCUUCUUGUUACUCACCUUCGUGUGCCUCAACUUUGUGUGUCUCACCUUCGUGUGCCUCACCUUCGUGUGCCCCACCUUCGUGUUCCUCAACUUCGUGUGUCUCACUUUCGUGUGCGUCACCUUCGUGUGCCUCACCUUCGUGUGUCUCACCUUAAUGUGCCUGACCUUCGUGUGCCUCACCUUCGUGGGCCACACCUUCGUGUUCCUCACCUUCAUGUGCCUCACCUUCGUGUGA
Procambarus clarkii (red swamp crayfish) is the source of this 696-nucleotide messenger RNA. The record is from RefSeq and is a predicted model, not a curated record. NCBI's taxonomy places the organism in Eukaryota, Metazoa, Arthropoda, Malacostraca, Decapoda, Cambaridae.